GGCCGUGCCCCCCUGUGCCCCCCCACCCCUCAGGGGCUCCUCCUCCGCCCGCCGCCGCUGCCUGGGCCGGGUUGGUGCAUGUGCGACCGCGCCUCCAGCCCCGUGAGGUGCAGGCGGUGCCUGGGCCGCUCUGAUGCCUUCAGGCGUACGCGUGGCGGAAUUUGGGUGUGCUUAGAGCUUUCCAGGAGGAAAACGGUUCUGUUUUCCGGGCGGCUGCGCGCUGUUGUGUACUGGCACCGUAAAUGAAACAUUCGUGGUUUUUAGGGACGAAAUUAGCCGUGUGUUCUCACCAGAACCACCUUUAUUUCACCCUGCCUUGCAGCACCUGGUCUUCACCGUUUCUUAAUUCCUCAGGCAGUCCUGCAAACCACGGGCUGUGGAAGUGCUGCUGCAGGGAUUUCAGCAGGGUGCUGCUGUGAAGAGAGCCGUGCCUGCUUAAUUACUCCAUUAAUAAUGAGUAUAUUAUUGCUGAGGUAAUCCCAGAAGAUCUUCCUUUGCCAAACCCAGGGGCUGAUGCAUCCCCUUCCCUGCUCCAGUGCUGGACUCCUGCAUUCCAGGAUCCUUUUCCCACUGAUGGGAAUGAGGGUUUCUCCUCCCCAUUCUCUCUUGGCCUCGCUUGCUGCAGGUGUGUAUCUCCAGUGGAGAGAGCCAGUAAGAGGAGAGGUGUCCUGCUGGCAGUCAGUGGCUGAGCAGCGUGCUGCCCACUAUGGCUGGUUGGUUUAGGCGGCUCCUGCACAAACCCAAGCCCAGCUCAGCGGAAAGCCUCAAGUCCAGCCACUCUGCUUCAUCCUCCCCUUCCUCCUCCUCCUCCUCGUCCUCUGCCAAGAGCUCCAGCUCUUCUCCUGGCACGAGCCUGGCCACCAGCUCCAUCUCCCUGUCACCCGUGUCAUCAGUGGACAUCAGCGCCUCCGACAGUCCCCGGUGGGACAAGAGCUACGACGUCUGCAUCUGCCACAGCGAGGGGGACGUGGAGCUGGUGCUGGAGCUGGUGUCCUACCUGGAGGGGCAGCCCGAGAGCUUCCGCUGCUUCCUGCAGCUGCGGGACGCGGCGGCGGGCAGCGCGGUGGUGACGGAGCUGUGCGAUGCCGUGCAGAACAGCCACUGCUGGGUCAUGCUCAUCACCCCCGGCUUCCUGCAGGACCCCUGGUGCAGGUACCAGAUGCACCAGGCCUUGGCCGAGGCUCCCAUGGCCAACGGACGCACCAUCCCGGUGCUGAAGGACGUGGAUCGCAAGGAUUAUCCCAGGGAGCUGCGGAACAUCUACUACAUCUACAUGGCGCUGAAGGAGAAGAGCUUCAGGCAGAUCAGAGACACUGUCAUGCGCUACCUCCAGGACCUGUGCCGGAGCUCCACAAAAAGCAUGGAGUAGUGCUGGGAGAGGAAGAUGCAUCCCCAUGGGCAUCUCGGAGCUGUCACCGUUGGAUCUGGGUGUUGGCAUGUCCCGUUGGACCUUGAGCUCAAACCUGAGGUGCUCAGACCAGACCUGGCACCAAAGAUAGGGAGCUCUCCACAUCCAUGAGGGACAGCAGACCGGAGUCCACCACGUCCUGGUGGCCAAAAUCUCCUCAGCAGGGACAGGGCCAUCCAUCACACAAACACUAAGCUCUGGUAUCGGGUGGUUCUUGGGGUCAUGAGAGCUCUUUACUGCCCUGGCAUUCUCUGUCCUGAGGGUCCAGGACCCCUACUAAGCUGACAAGGAACCUGCUGGGCGCCUGUGGGCAGGACGAGAUGAGGCAGGCGGUGACGCUGUACGGAGUCGUUGUGACUACGAAAAUGCAGAAGUUUUAAAUGUU
Molecule: messenger RNA, 1793 nt
Organism: Passer montanus (Eurasian tree sparrow)
Lineage: Eukaryota; Metazoa; Chordata; Aves; Passeriformes; Passeridae
Gene: TIRAP
Product: TIR domain containing adaptor protein
Exons: 6
Coding region: 707-1369 (220 amino acids)
Biological process (GO): signal transduction
Source: RefSeq, a predicted model, not a curated record